This is a messenger RNA of Dichomitus squalens LYAD-421 SS1, 1237 nucleotides long. Its product is annotated as NAD(P)-binding protein. Lineage: Eukaryota; Fungi; Basidiomycota; Agaricomycetes; Polyporales; Polyporaceae. Gene Ontology annotation, molecular function: oxidoreductase activity, acting on the CH-OH group of donors, NAD or NADP as acceptor. The record is from RefSeq and is a predicted model, not a curated record. The transcript is spliced from 4 exons. The coding region runs from base 1 to 1032 and encodes 343 amino acids.
AUGCCUGCUAGCACCACGGGGAAAGUGCUCGUCACCGGCGCGAACGGCUUCAUCGCCGGCUGGAUCAUCAAGGAUCUGCUGGAACAGGGCUUCAUUGUCAGGGGCACGGUUCGCUCCCUCGAGAAAGCAGAGGGGCUUCGAAAGGCACUCUCAGCCCACGGAGACCGUCUUGAGAUCUUCGUUGUCGAAGACAUCGCCGAGAGCAGCGCAUUUGACAAGGCGGUCGAAGGCAUCGACGCCAUCGUUCAUGCUGCCUCUCCGGUCCACGUCUUGGCCAACGACCCCGAGGAGCUCAUCCGCCCCGCCCUCCAGGGUACAACGAGCAUCUUGCGCAGCGCGAGCCAGCCCGACUCGACCGUCAAACGCAUCGUCGUCAUCUCCUCCCUCGCCGCCAUCGUCGACAUUAGCGCACCGACCCCUGUCACGUUCACCGAAGCGAACUGGAACGAACACGACGUCGCAGAGGUCCGGGACAAGGGCGCGGCCGCUGCUCAGUCGGCAAAGUACCGUGCCAGCAAGGCGCUGGCGGAGCGCGCGGCUUGGGACUUGUUCCGUGAAGGGAGGGACAAGGGAACGAUCGGAUGGGACUUGGUCACCCUAUGCCCGCCUUGGGUCUUUGGACCUGUACUUGGCGUGCAGUCGCCCAACGAUCUGCACUCGUCAGUGAAGACGUGGUACGAGAUUGCCGUCAAGGAGGAGGGCGAGAUCCCUGCCUGGAGCAAAGCGAACUGGGUAGAUGUCCGUGACUUUGCUGCGGCAACGCGGCUCGCAAUCACCAAACCCGAAGCUGGCGGGGAGCGAUUUGUUGUCUGCACCGCUCCGUUCGACUGGGGGCAGUGGGUGUACGUCGCUCGCCGUGUCCUAGGCAAGUCGAAGCCGGAAGAAGAUAUCCAGGACUUCUCGCAGAUCGUCCACGAUGUUCGUUUCGACAACAAGAAGUCGCGGGAAGUACUAGGUAUCACGUAUCAUGAAGACAUGGAGGGCACUGCGGCGUUCAUGAUUCAAGACUUUAAGGAGAAAGGAUGGUGUUGAGUAAUGGGUGCGAUGAAAUUUGCGCUCGUUAGCUAGCGGUGUGAGCACCCUCACUUCGCCUGUCCUCCACGGAGUGUUUGUCGACAGGCUCUCGUAUUGUGAUACCGAACCGUGUUGGUAGAAGGUAUGUACACGGUCUCGACGCGUUCAGUGCUCCUACCUCUAUAAGUUGCAUCAGUGAAAACGAAAGGGGGCACGAGAUAAC